AUGAUCCCAUAUUAUGGCCGCCGGUUCGGAUUCAAAGCUUGGACGGCUGCUACACGACUAGGGUAUGGUGUUCAUGCAGAUUUAUAUGAGGGAAAAUCUGAACAACGAUCCACUAGACUUGGAGAACACGUAGUUACUAAGAUGAUGGAAGCUAUGCAAAAAGAAUCCCCUGAAACCCAAUUUUCAGUUUUUUGUGACAAUUUUUUUACCUCACCAACUCUUAUAAGCAAUUUGCAGGACAAGAACAUCAAGGUAACAGGCACUAUGCGCCAAAAUAGGAUUGAUAAAUGUCCGUUAAUGGAUGUCAAGUCUGUCAAAAAGCAGCAAAGAGGCUAUUACGACUACCAUUUGGACACUAACGACCAAAUAUGUGCUGUACGCUGGAAUGACAACAGUGUUGUUACUUUACUCUCCAAUGAAUACGGUGUUCAUCCAAUUCAAAAAGCAAAACGCUAUUCGGCAGUCGAGAAAAAAAAGGUUAAUAUUCAGCAGCCUUAUGUAGUUCAACAGUAUAAUCGUUUUACGGGUGGAGUCGAUUGA
This is a messenger RNA of Parnassius apollo (apollo), 540 nucleotides long. The record is from the annotation of a GenBank genome assembly. Lineage: Eukaryota; Metazoa; Arthropoda; Insecta; Lepidoptera; Papilionidae.